Messenger RNA from Drosophila eugracilis, 999 nucleotides. RefSeq names its product transmembrane protein 199. NCBI's taxonomy places the organism in Eukaryota, Metazoa, Arthropoda, Insecta, Diptera, Drosophilidae. The record is from RefSeq and is a predicted model, not a curated record. The coding region runs from base 1 to 915 and encodes 304 amino acids. Gene Ontology annotation, biological process: vacuolar proton-transporting V-type ATPase complex assembly. Gene Ontology annotation, cellular component: endomembrane system. The transcript has 2 exons.
AUGCUGAAGUCAACAAUCGUGGACACUCGAGUGCGCCUGGUGCCAUCGAAGAAGCUGUUGGAAUUCCUGGACGUCCAAAAGAAUAACUUCCAAAAGGUGACCGAAAAUGUGGCCAAGAUUAUGAAGCAAAGAGGGUAUACUGUUCCCUUAAGGACGAAGAUAAUAAAAGACAAUGAGGUACCCUGCAAGCGUCCAAAGAUCGACCAAUCCCUUCUGGAAAAACUAACUGAGAAUAUAGACAGCCCAUCAGAAGAACCCGUGAAUGAUAAACAAGAUUCCCCAGGAAAGAAUGAUAAUGAAGAAGAAAAACCUGAGGAGGUGAAAAAUGUGUUGUAUUUGAGUGACUUUCAUUGGCUCUCCAAUGAACUAAUUGAAUUGCGCCGCCAAGACCAUUGCCAGGUCUUCCUUCAUCAGCUGAUUGAGUCCUGCGAACUCAUUCUACCCGAAAACGAGAUGAAGCCCCGCAAUCCUGAACUGGAGGCCCGCUGCGAGCGUCUUCGCGCAGAACAACAGAACCGGGAUUAUCUGAAGAUGACUAAGAACGUGGAUGCCGGCCUAAAACAUUACCCCGAAGACACCAUCUCCUACCAGAUCAAAAGCCUCAACAAGCAGAUAAUUGCUGUGGUGCAGUUUAUCUUCUCUGUGGCCGCUGGAUUUACAUUCGGUUUCUUUGGAGUUAAUUUAAUGGUCGGCCCUCUGCCCUUCGGCUUUCGCAUUCUGCUGGGCGUAAUUGUGGCGCUCAUUAUAGCCCUGGCCGAGAUGUACUUCCUGGCCAAGAAACUGCACGAAUACGAUGAAGUCUUGGAUGCACCCAAGCGCAAACCGCAGCCAUCAACGCCGGUAAAGCGAAAGGUAGUAUCGCAACCGUCCGCCGAUGGAAGCCAGGUUCAGACAUUAAAACCUCAUGCUGACUAGAUAAUUAAGGACUCCAAAUUAUUCUUUAUGUACACACACACAUCCUUGUAUUAUUUCGCGUUGCAAUGUUAGGUUAUAUAAAUA